Pygocentrus nattereri (red-bellied piranha) is the source of this 10605-nucleotide messenger RNA. RefSeq names its product kinesin family member 26Aa (gene kif26aa). The record is from RefSeq and is a predicted model, not a curated record. The transcript is spliced from 16 exons. NCBI's taxonomy places the organism in Eukaryota, Metazoa, Chordata, Actinopteri, Characiformes, Serrasalmidae. Bases 1601 to 7354 code for a protein of 1917 amino acids. Gene Ontology annotation, molecular function: ATP binding; microtubule motor activity; microtubule binding. Gene Ontology annotation, biological process: microtubule-based movement.
CCAUAAGGUGAAGUUGGUUAUAUGUGAACAGCAUCAUGUGCAUCUAUUGACCUGCAGUAUGUAGGAAGGUUGAAAAGAGUUGGGGGAGGAAGAAGGCUUUGAGGAGGGAUACUCAAGAGAGAUGCUGUUACAGGACUAGAACAGGUUUCUAAGGCUAUCAGUGUAUGUACGAUGCUUUCGACCUUCUUUUUGUGCAAUCGAUUAACACUUGUGCAAAGCAGCUCCACAAUGAGAUCUAGAUUAGGACUUGUCUUCUGUUCAGCUGGAGUCUGAUCACUGAACAGACAUAUUGCAAACUUUGUGAUCUCAUAAAUUUAAAUUGAUCUAAUGAGGCAACUUAGAUAACAACCACAACAACAACAACGACAGCAACAAUAAUAAUAAUAAUAAUAAUAGUAGUAGUAGGCUAAUGUGCUUAUGUUGUCAUUAACUUAGUUUCAAUUAACGGAAAUUUGAAGGCAGUCCCGAUUACAGAUGAUUUAAACAUUAUAGAGAGUAAGAAAGAUACAGUACCAGGGCCUUAAAGAACUCCGGUUUAUUCCAGUUAAUAAUGGACAUUUUCUAAAUGAGCAAAAGGAAAUGUUGUAAAUAGUUAAUGUGACCAUUAACGUGUUUUUCAGCGUUUUCUAUAGGGGACCACGGGGCUCUCCGUCUCAUACUAUCUGAAUCUAACGUAUUUUCUAAAGUUAAAACAACAUAUAAGCUUUACAGUAUAAAUAUCUCGUCAGUACGACUUCAUUUUUUCGAGAGGAAACUGAAAAGGCACCUUAGACCGGGUUUGGGACAGUUUCAGAGUCUGGUCGUCAGGGGGCGCCAGAGCAACAGCGACCGACAAGGUCCUGCAGCCGUGCGCUCAGUGUGACUUAACUGUGUGAACUGAGUUGUGUGUUGAGAUUCUGGUAAUGGACCUUGGGUGAUGGAGGCUGGCAGGGUUUCUCAUUUAGCAGGAUAAGUUAAACUCAACGUGUGAGCUGUUUGACUGGUUAGCUGUCCCUUACCUCCCAUCCAAUUGGACAGGCUUGAUUAUAAGCUUAAGUGAGAAAUCCUGCUUUAUGGAUACAACAUUUUACACACAAGCGUAGUCCUGCAUGAUCAGCCGGAGAAAGACCUCAUCAGGGUUUUAUCUUCUGUCUUUGUGCUCUGUGUGAUUUGUUGCAAAUUAGAAAUCCAGAAAAUAAAUGUGGAAUUUAAACGAACUGCUUGUAGUUUUUCACCAGAACUGGUUAGUGUUAUACACUACCAGCCAAUGGUAGGGCAGCAAGACCUUACUUUGUACUAACCAAUCACUGUGUAGGGGGCGUGACUUGCCGCUGCAAGAGUGAGGGGAAAAAAGUGAACGCUUAGCAAAAAGCAGUUUCUCCGCCCCUCAGUGUCCCGAAUUUAACACACGAGCAACUUUAAAGCCAUGGUUUCAUUCCAUGUCAGUGUCAGUGCCAACUGCAGAGCUGCAGGACAACCUGUCUCGGGUUCUAACUCUGCAAACUGAGCACAUAUUUAGAACAGAGGCCAUAAAGUUAUGGUAGAGCAGGCAGGAAAAAGAGCACAUCUCUCUAAUGACUGGCAGUAAAUUGGCAGUUUAGGGGAAAUUUGACUAAGAGACAUGUAUGUAAGGAGACAUGCUGCUGGAGGACGAAAAAUGGACAACAGGAGGUUUACGGUUGUUGAAGGCUCGGCUGGUAAUGAUUCCCUGCAGUGCGGUGGGUUCAGUCCCAGGAAGAGGCUUAACUCAGCUGAGGAGUUGCAGAGGGGCCAGAGGCCAAACCCAGAGGGCAGCGGAGCCAGUCUGUGCCAGAGAUGCCAGCUGAUCACGGCCGAGCUGCACAAGCAGGCGCUGGAGCUGGCAGCGCCAGAAACAACAAAGGACCCAGGCAUUGCAGCCUUGCUCCUUGAUAAACUCCAGGCGGUGGAAUGGCCUCCACGGGGUCGUGGUGCUGAGAGCUGCUGUGAGGUGUGUGGAACUCCACUGCAUCAGCUGAGGCGUUGGGCCCUGCACUCUGCUUUGGGGCUUGGGCUGAAUGACGUGCCAGACCUGCAGCCUGGGCAGUUUUCUGGCCUCCUGUCACUGCACUCGGCUGCCCACAGCGUGCCCUCACCACACCCUUCCUGGGACUGGCCGAAACAGAGCCCCCUAUCCACAACUAGGCAACACUCCUCCAGGUCACACGGUGAGUCAGCAGCAGGAGUGAAGCACAGGGAAAUGGGCUGGAUCAAAAGUGGAGCUGCUGGGACGGGCAUCAAGCCAACCUGCCUUGCCACAGUCACUCCGCUACCCGUCCAUGCUCAGCACUAUCUGGAGGGAGUGUGGAGCGUGACAAGGGUCAGUAGAGUCCAUCAGCAGCAAUACACACAGAAUCAGGCUCUAAACAAGGAGAAUUUACAAUCAGAAGCUUCCAGGUCUGCCCCGGCCAGCACUGUUCCUUCCGUCUGUCCAACAGGGUAUAGGCAUGCCAACCAAGGCCACUCAGUAUCCCCACCUGCAUCUCAAGGCAGCUCAGCAGCCUCCUUCUUCCUCAGAGCUGCUCAGAAGCUGAAUCUCUCUAAACGGAAGAAGCUCCACCCCCCUCCUCCCCCCUCUCCACCUGACCUGGAUGAGCCGUUCUUCUACACUGAGGGUUUCAGUGCCACUCUGCAGGUGUCCCCACCACCUGUCCCACCAUGCCUGCUCAGAGCCGGCUCAAAGGUCAAAGACAGCCCUGGGAUGGGAAAGGUUAAAGUAAUGGUGCGCAUAUGUCCUGCCAAAGGAGCAUGGGACACUUCUGAGUCCAUGUCCUUCCUGAAGGUGGAUGUCCAAAAGAAGCAGCUGACCUUCUGUGAGCCGCCCGCUACCACUCAGAAGCGUUUUUCAUCCACUGCUGCCCCAAAGACAUUUAACUUUGAUGCAGUCUUCGCCCACGAUGCCUCACAAGCAGAGGUGUGUUCAGGUACUGUGGCUGAGGUCAUUCAGUCUGUGGUCAAUGGGGCAGAUGGCUGCAUCUUCUGUUUCGGACAUGCCAACCUCGGCAAAACCUACACCAUGAUUGGCAAAGACAGCUCCACCCAGAGUUUGGGCGUGGCCCCCUGUGCGAUCUCCUGGCUCUUUAAGCUGAUCGAAGAGCGGAAGGAGAAGGCUGGAGUGCGGUUCUCUGUGCGCGUUUCUGCAGUGGAGAUCAGUGGCAGGGAGGAGGUUCUGACUGAUCUUCUAGCUGACUUCUCUCCAGGCACGUCCCAGGACACUCAGAGGGCGGAGGUCUACCUGAGAGAGGACCCUGUUUCUGGAUCCCAGCUUCAGAAUCAGAGUGAGCUGCGGGCGUGCUCUGCAGAACGGGCUGCAUUUUUCCUGGACACAGCUUUAGCAGCGCGGAGCACCAGCAAAUCUGAGUGUGAAGAGGAGCAGCGCCGUAACUCCCACAUGCUCUUCACUCUACAUGUCACCCAGUACCGCAUGGAGAAGAGCGCCAAGGGUGGAAUGUCUGGAGGUCGGAGUCGCCUGCAUCUCCUGGACCUGGGUAGCUGUGAAGCUGACCUCAGCCGGACGAGGGAUGGAGGAGGGGGCCAGUGUCUAUCACUAGCUGCCCUGGGGAAUGUCAUCCUUGCUUUGGCCAAUGGUGCCAAGCAUGUUCCAUACAGGGACAGCAAGCUCACCAUGCUGCUGAGGGAGUCACUGGGCAACAUCAACUGCAGAACCACCAUGAUCGCCCACAUCUCUGAUUCGCCGGCCAAUUAUACUGAGUCGCUCUCCACUGUUCAGCUAGCAUCCCGCAUCCACCGCAUGAGGAAGAAGAAAUCCAAGUAUACCUCCAGUUCCUCAGGAGGAGAGAGCUCUUGUGAGGAGGGACAAAUCCGACGACCAGCUCAUUUAAGACCCUUCCACCCCAGGACAGUGGCUCUAGACCCAGACCACCCUACAGUUUUGUCCAGCGACCCGGACUACUCCUCUAGCAGUGAGCACUCCUGCGAUACGGUCAUCUAUGUGGGGCCUGGAGGUGCCACUAUUUCUGACCGUGAACUAAGCGAUAAUGAGGGCCCACCUGCCUUUGUUCCCAUCAUUCCCUCAUUGAACAAAAAACGAGCAAAAGAGGCACCUAAAUCAGAUGGAGACCAUUUGAAAUGUAACACUUUUGCAGAGCUACAAGAGCGACUGGAGUGCAUUGAUGGAAGUGAGAGUACAUCUGCUUUUACUGGUGAAGGGAGAGCACCCCAGACAGCCCCUAAGGCUCAGAGUGGAGCUGGAAAAGUAACAGAAGGGACUCCAGUCUCUCCCAAGACACUUAAAUCAUCCAUCCAAAAGUCUGCUCACAUGGAACAUUUCAAAUUGGCCUCAGAUGGAGCUGUAUCUGAGCCUAGUAGAACUUCAGCUCAAGACUCUGAGCCAGUUGUAAGAGAGAAGGUCUACCUCAGCAAAGGACCUUUACAAAAACCCCAUGCCUCCCUUUCACUACACAGAACCUCGGAUAUGGCCACUGAUAGUGGAUUAGCCACAAGAACACCUCCAGUGGGUAUGAGCCAACAAGCACUUAGGCAAGGAGAGCAUGCUGGUUCCCCAGUCCUUGACCAAACUCAUCAUCUUAGUAGGAGUCCCUUGGAGGUGAGCCACCUUCGAGCAGCUCUGAGAAGCAGAUGUCUAGACAGAGAUGUUUUAAGGACUACUGUCACUCUUCAGCAGCCUGUAGAGCUGAAUGGAGAGGAUGAACUGGUGUUCACUGUGGUAGAGGAGCUGCCCGCUGGUCUCGUUCCCGACAAUGGCCGACCCUCUAGCAUCAUCAGCUUCAACAGUGACUGUUCCUUGCAGGCUUUAGCCUCUGGCUCUCGUCCAGUCAGUAUAAUCAGCAGCAUUAAUGAUGAGUUUGAUGCUUACACGGCCCAAAUAGACCGAGCACGGAUAAGCCAAGCAAGGUCAAAAGAAGAGCUCUCCUCUGGACACAGCACAGUGCAAUUGUCCAAAGGCUCUUGGCCUAGCAAAACAAAUGUUGGUACCGAUGGCACACAUUCAGCAAGAGGCCUUUUAUCAAGGGGAAUGGGCAUAAGACUUGAAAAUACAUCAACAAUGGACAUACCUGGUGUUUUAAGUAUGGAGUCUUUCUCCCAUCAAGGCACAAAGAGCUCCUUCAGUGAAAGUGCAAUAUGUUUUUCAGAGUUGGACUAUGAACCUGUAACCUCUGAGAAAGUGACAAAGUGCCCUCCACCUCAUGACACUGCCAAAACAUCUCUUAGAGGUCAAAAGCAUGUAAAGUCAAGUACCCUGAGCUCAUCUGCCCAGAUUCCAGGCAUUACUUAUUCUACUCUCCCUAGAAAAAAUAAACCUACCUCAUCUGUUGCUUCAACAAGCAGCUGUAGCCAUGAGUUGCAGCAGCAAGGAAACAGGACAGAUGAUCAGUGGAUGCACACUAGUGGACAGGCAGACAUAAGAAAUACAGAGUUCAUCUCUGCUGGCAAGCCAUCUAAAAGCACCUUGACUGGAAUUCCUUCCAGAAAAAUGGGUGGGAAUAGCAACAGUGUACCACGGUCUCCCAAACUACCCAUAUCCUCCUCAUCGCAGAGGGUGGUAGAUGGUUGUGAGAAAUCCAGUGUUAAGAAGGGUGAGAGUCUCAGCAGAAUGCCUCAACUCAGACGAGGGGCCACAACGCUUGGCAUGGUCUCAGUGCCCCAAAGCUCUACAGAAACCAAGUGGGGUCAUGAUACCAUACAGACAAGUGCUAGUUUGAAAUUCUCAUCUUUAGGGAAGAGAACAAAUGGCCAGAAAGGGAGCAUGCUUCCAAAGUCUGGCAGCAUGUCACCUCCUGCCCCACCACUCCGGAAAUCAAGCCUGGACCAGAGGACACGGGUUUUGCUGUCCCCUAGUGCCUUAAGAUCAUUGGGCAAUGAUGCGAUGAGAUCUUCCUCUUCCAAAGCAUCAAUCUCUGAGGAGGAUUUUGAUGUUCAGUUCAGAGGAGAAUCUUUUAACUUCAAAUCAUCCAGCUUAAAGGCAGGGUCUAGUCUUCAGACAAGAGGAACAAAAGGAGACACGGGAAGAUAUUUUGGCAGUCUUUUGUCUCUUGAAAGAUGCGACAGCUUAACAUCAGUGAGAUCCAAACAAGGGACACUGAGAGAGAGCAGUAGUGCCAGCUUGGGCAGCAAUGGAAAAUCAAGUAGGACUGUGCCUAGACUUGGGGUAACCAGUUCCACAUCUUUGCCGAUUUCUCCUCCAUCAUCUACUUACUCUGGAGUCAGUAAGUUGGGGCAAAUCAAAGCCAGUAUAACCCCUAGAGCUAUUGCUAACAAUGGAACAAAAACAAAGUCCUUGUCUACUAAUGUCUCUAAAGCUUUGAGUUCCACCAAAUCUAUUUCUGCACGGAAUGCAAGUCUACCUCCAACUGGAAAAACCCCAAGUCGUUCUGUUCUUGGUGCCAAUGGCAAACCAGGCAAAGGUACCAUAAUGGGCACAAAACAAGCUGUUCGUGCAGCUAACAGCCGUGUUAGCGAGCUAGCAUCAGGCAGCUCCAAGAAGCACAUCAAGGGAACUGGUGAUCAGGCAAGUGAUUUUGGCUCCACUCCCAGUGAUCUUUCAAUGCCUGCUGCUUUGCCUUCACCCUACAGCAAGAUCACUGCUCCUCGGCGACCUCAACGCUACAGCAGUGGCCAUGGCAGUGACAACAGCAGUGUCCUCAGUGGUGAGCUUCCUCCAGCCAUGGGUCGCACGGCACUCUUCUACCACAGUGGAGGCAGCAGUGGCUAUGAAAGCAUGAUCAGGGACAGUGAAACUACAGGCAGUGCAUCAUCAGCCCAUGACUCCAUGAGUGAGAGCGGUGUGUCUACUUCCAGCCGAGCCAAGGUCUCAAAGUCUCCCAAAAAGAGAGCCAAUGGGCUGCAGCGGCGACGACUGAUCCCUGCUCCCCUGCCAGACACUUCUUCACUAGGCAGGAAGGCUGGUGCUGCAGGCCAGUGGGUGGACCUGCCUCCAUUGGGAGGCACCCUGAAGGAGGCCUUUGAGAUUAAGGUGUACGAGAUAGACGAUGUGGAACGCCUUCAGAGGCGCAAGGAGGGCAUGGUCACGGAGCCAUUUCAGGAUGUUGAAAAGGGCUUGCAGUACUUCAACGCUCGCCUCAGGAUGUUGGAGAAACGGCAGCAGCAGAUCAGGGAGCUGCGGGCCAAGCACGAGAGGCUGAAGAGAGAGCUAGAGGACGCCAAGACUCGGCUAAUGCUGGACCCCGCCAAGUGGAUGGGAGAGUUUGAUGUAGACCCAGAUCUGGACCAGGACUCCCAGGACUACCUAGAGGCUUUGGCUCAGGCCACAGGCGAGCUGGAGUUUUGCGUAAACCUGUGCAAGUCUCGCGUCAUGAUGGAGACCUGCUUCGAUAUUAUGGCCCCAACAUCCCCAGGACAGGAGAUGGAAGUGUGAGUGAGAAAGGAGAAGAGCGGCAUAUCGGUUCCCUUUUGCUCUCUUAUAAGAUCUUGUAGAGAGAUGAACCUGGGACUGGACAAAACAUGUCAUGCUGCAUGUCGUCCUGUGGCAAAGAUGGUUUGUUCUUUGGGGAGUCUGGACCGGCUCCUGCUCUGAUCAACACAGUGGAAAUAAACAACAAAAAAACAAGGUUCCUGGCUCUGUAGAGUGCAGAGAAGUAAAGACAACAAGAAAACAAGGGAAUAAGAGGGGGAAAGAGUCAUUUAUGUUACCAGAAAGUGCCUUGAUCUGAGCAAACCCAAGGAGUAUGUCUUUUCUGACUGGUGCUAGUGUUAAGCCCACUGAACCUGAGCAAAUCCCUUAUCAUAUUCCUUUGGGAAACAAUAUACACAAAGUAUUUUGCAUUGUAAUGUAGUGUAUACUGUAUUUAUAUUAUUUCACAGUAUGUAAAAUUAAUAACAUUUUAGAUAAUAAAAGUCAAAAUGUAUAGAAAAAAAGCAAUAAGGUAAUUUAUUGCCAUUCCAAAAAAAUGUUUGCCUUUUUAAAUUAUUGUUUUAAUGACCUCCUGUGGAGCUGCUCACCUUUCUUAUCCUUUCUUAAGUUCUCAAACAUCAUGCAAGAACAUCCUGUAUUAUUGACUGGGCUUUUUUGAUUUACCCACCAGCCUUCGCCAAAACUUGUACUUGAUGAGCUAACACUGAACCACUAAACCAUCUAUAGGUGGUAUAACUGUGUUUGUUUGCAAGUUGCCUGUGUGUGUUGUAUGAGUGAGUGACCAGAACUGUGUUCACAUGGGUUGAUAUUAGAUCUGCUGUUUGGAUAUGUUUUGUGUUUUUAUGCAAUCUAAAGAAAAGAAUACCUGAUGUUACUGCUUGCCACACAUGUAACAGCACGUGUUGGAGGAUGAAACAAGCACACUCUUUGGCUUUUAAAGGAAUUCUCCAGUGUUUUUCCACCUAAUCUCUGUCUGCUACAUCUGUAACAUACAGUCUGUUACCACUCACAGUAAUUUUGAUCCUUUUCCUUUAACAGAACUCCCACUGAUUCAAAAUGCACUUACAAAAGAAACCAGUGGGCUGUUGCUGAGCAUUAAUAAACAUUAAACAUUAAUACAAAACACAAAGCUACUUCUGUAGAACACUUAGAUCUCAUAGAUUCUUCAGUCAAAAGCAAAUUAAGCUAUAAAUCUGUGUGUUUUGUUUUUUCAGCGAUAGGACUAGUUUUCCAUAUAGAAGAAUUUGGUAAUACAUUUAGUAUAGUAGGUUACUGCCUGAUAAUGCACAGAUACCAGAAUUUCUUUUUAAAUGUAUUUACAGUGUUUGACAAAUGCAUAAAACACCAUAAGAACAGAUGUAAAACAUUUAAAAAGAAAUUCCAACAUCUAAAAGGUCCCAUAUACCAUAUUUUUUCUUGUAUCUUUUCCCCUGAGGUUCAUCACGUUUGUUGUAAAUCGUAAAUCAUUUUUACAUGAAAUUUCCAGCCUCUCUUCAUCCUUACAAUUAAACAGACUGUUUUUAUUACUGUGCCUUUAAGACUCAUAUAUGUAAAUGACCUUUGUUCUGAUUGAUUGCCCUGUAUUGUGCUUAACUCUGGGCUCUGUAUAACUUUAGUGUGAAUGGGUGGAACUCAAUUGCUGUAGACUUAAUCAACAAAUAUAAUGUGUUUGUUUUUGUGGUAUCAUUAUAACGAUAACUUCAACAACGUUUUUGCAGCUUUCUUCCCAUAUAGGGACUGUAUGGACUGGGAAGUGAAUGUCAUGUUCUGAAGCUACAAAUUUUUUAAUACCACCUACUACAUCUCAUCCUUUUUUAAAAAAAAAGGUUUUUCACAAUAUGGGUCACAUUUGUCUUUGCAGUUGCACUGAGCAUUAACAAUAAAAAAAUAUAUAAACCUCAUAAAUUUGCAAAUCCUGGAAGCUUGAGCCAAGUGAAGCCAGCUGUGGUCUCUGGAAAAAACUGCUUGUCCUUGACAGUUCAAAGAAAACAAGGAGUUCCCUAGUUAAAGUUAGCUGUUCACCAAACUACAAGAUCCCACCAAAACAUCACAUCAAGACCACCAGUGAUUGUUUCAUUUUUGCUCCACCUGAGCAAAGCAAAUAGUGAGGAAACAGUCCAGGCUGAGCACAGCUUUAAACAGUCACAUUUUAAAUGCGUAUUCACAGAAUUCAGCAUCUUCCCAUUGGCUUCUAUAACAAAUGACUUUCAAGUCAAAUGGCUUUCAGUUAUUCUCUAAGUGCAGGGAAAAAUAUUGAAUAUUACUCUCUGUGGUAAUCGAUGGUAUAAGAGGGAUACAGCAACUAGAGAUUAGAUAGAGAUUAGGCUCAGAAACACUGAACUGCUUUAAACAUGCAAGCUCUGCAGUCCUGGGCCAGCACUGUGUAAUGUAAUACAGCAGAACGCAGACAGAAAUAAAUCAUCAAUCAGAGCCUUUCUCUAACACUUCUCAGGACUCCUGGUGUGUGUGUGUGCAUAAGCGUGUAUGUUUUUUUUUCUCUAACUCAUGCAACAAUUUUGUUUUAUCACAUAUAAGUGCUGAAUAUUUUCUACGCCCCCUCUGGCGAUGUGGAAAUGAUAAACCUGAGACAGCACCACUACAUAAAAAUAGGCGGAUGUACUUCAUUGAAUCCAUCAUUCCAGGUUGUAUUGUAGAGAACCAGGCAAAUCACUGCUGCAAAUGGAGACUGGUGCCUGUACUCCCAAGCGUUAGACAUGAUCUUUAUUAACGUGUUUCAGACAAAAAAUUCAUACCAGUUUGUUUUUUCUGCACUGGGGCCGUGUAGCAGUGUGUAACAUCUGCCUGUAUUAGACAUUAGUCUUACAGUCUCACUCAGAUCAGAGUAGCAUCUUCAUCUUUGAAUGGUGGAGCUCAAACAGUGGCAUGAACAAAAUCCGUUUCUGUGAUUAUGUUGAGAAAAAAAAAAAGUAUUUCUAAAGUGAAAUGUAGUCGUCAUUUUUCAUAAAGGAAGGAAUUACCUUAAAGGAUUUGCAAAUGUUUGACUUGGAAUCUGACAUUAAAAAUCAUUUACAAGUGAAUUAAUCCUUCAUUUCUCUCCAAGAAGAGACUCAGGCUCUUUAACACUGGUGCAUGAGUUUCUUGCCCAAUUUUUUUUAUGAUUUUUACUAAUGAUUUACUUCUUUCCAAUCAUUUUAAGAGUUUUUUACAGAUCUGUAACAUUUUCCGUCAGCUUUAUAUUGUACAGUUUUCUAAUGCUUUGUAAAACCAUGUACAGUCUCAUCAGUUUGCAUCAA